This is a messenger RNA of Mercenaria mercenaria, 4888 nucleotides long. RefSeq lists its product as uncharacterized. The transcript has 2 exons. The coding region runs from base 272 to 1555 and encodes 427 amino acids. NCBI's taxonomy places the organism in Eukaryota, Metazoa, Mollusca, Bivalvia, Venerida, Veneridae. The record is from RefSeq and is a predicted model, not a curated record.
UUUGCUGUAUAAACAAGUCAAUUUGACCAUCGUCUCCUAUUCUAUAAACGAUGUUGAUAUAAAAGCUUUAUUACAUUUAAUAGGUGUAUUAUCAUUUUUAAGCAAUGGAUUUAUUACACUCACGCGACGUCGAUUAUGUGAUAACGCUAUGAACACAUUUAUACCUGAUAAGAUAUGAAAUAGGAAGUAGGAACGAGGCAUAUCUUUGCGUUCUUGUUUCAUUGGCAUUUAAUUUUUAAAAUGGGAUUGAUUCAAGUUGUUGUUUUUUCUGAUGAUAUGUGGGAAAGUAGGAACAUUUUCCCCAGCGAUAGUUGCUGAAGGUAUUACAUCGGUGUUUUCAUUUGGUUUGGACAUUUACGGAAUCAUUGAAAGUUUCAAGGAUGACAAUUCUCACAGAGACGACAGUAAGUACGAAGAAUUGAAAAAAGAUUUCACUGACAAAAUCGCUGCAUUAACAAGUUCUAUCUCAGCAAAAAUUGAUAUGCAGGAUCAUUUUGAUAGGUUAUUUGAAAUAAGCAAAUUCAUAAAUGCUUUACUGAUUGAUAUAGAAAAUAUCAUUCAAUCAAAAACGAAGGAAGCUAGAGAUGAAAAUAUAAAAAGAUUUAAAUACGGUUUCAAAGAACACGAAGCUGAAAUACAGCAAAUUGCCCGUUUACUGACAGCUUCGAUACCCGUUAGUGGCCUGUCGAAGCCCAGUCUCAAAGACGCGCUCGUUGAAAUGGUCGACUGUAAUCUAACCAGUUUGAAAGAAUUCAUGGAUUAUUACAUGGAUCUCGUAUCAACUGCGUUUGCAAUAGAUUUAACGAAUGAGUGUUUCAACGUUGUCGAUUUGUCAAACCAAACCAAGUCUUAUUGGACAGAUGAAGUGGAGAUCCUGUUUGCAGAAUUUGAAUCGCAGAAAAACGGGUGUAUCGCUCGCUUUCCUCAGCUUGUCAAAGACGACCUCGCAGGUGAUGAGAAUGCAACUGAUCUUCAGAAAGAAAACGCGCUUAGAUAUUCAGACAAACUGAAUAGCGUCGUAUAUGUCGGCAGUGACACUUGCGGAGAGAUCAAAUAUUUGGAGAAUCGCGGUAAUAUUUUCUCAAAUACAACAGCUAGAAAAUUUGUUUUGUUCGAAAAGAAAUAUGAAAAUGAUGAAACUGUCAAUAACAACGCAACGGAAGUUGAGAAUAACAGUACAAAAUCUUUUCCAACUGAACCUGACAUUUUGAGGCUAAAAAGCAAAAUUGAGGAGGACAACUGUGAUACGGGAACAAUUAGUAAAGCGAUAUAUGAUAUGUUUUAUUGGCGAGGCUACACCCUGUCGUUCAUGUUGGUAAUGGACGAUAAGCCACAGAAUCAGCUAGCCAUCGAUCCAAGUUCUCUAUUAACUCUUAUAAAAGCAUGUGGAAAAGUCAUUCUGAUAAGGGAUGAAGAAGUGAAAACGACAAAUGCUUCCAGUUUGGAUUACAAGACGGUGAAUAUGAAAGCGGUCACAAGCGGUGUUAGUGUUGUCACUGUCAAUACAACCUUCAUAGUUUGUUUGAUUAGUUACCUUGUAGUGUUGUUUUGGUAAUAUGUCCGUUAAUUCUGGACUGAGCAAUCAGGCGGGUGGUCGAUUUAAUACGCUGUUUCGCUGGUUUUUCUUUGAACGUUGUAAUUCUUAUUGAAUAAAAUAAACAAAGUCUUGAUCCAGGCAACAUUGCUAAAACAAUCAACUCGGGUAAACUUUAUUGAUAUCGUGCUAUUGUAAUCUAAUACAUUGGUUUACAACAAUGUUCAUGCAAAUAAUUAAUUUAAUUCUUUUGUAACAUGUUUACUAUAAACAUAAAAUUAGUCAUGAUAUUCUAGUUUCACCUUUUACAUGAAGUUAAAAGGUUAAAUGUUUAAUACAUUUCAACUUACGUUGGUCUAAUAUAAAAUUGUUUGCUCUCCUACGAUAUUUUAAAAGAAAAGGAGUUUGUUUAAUUAACUUUUUGGCAUUUAAAUAACAUUGUCUAGUCAUAAAUUUUAAUAUUAUGUUAUUAAAUCAAAGGUACACUCGAUUAUAUACAGAAAUAUUAAAGUAUAAGAUAUCGAAUUAAAAAAGUAUCCAAACCAGAGAAAGCCAAAUUAAAUAUUAUAAAAUAGAAAAGUAAAAUUUAAUGCAAAAUUACUAUUCAUCAAAAAUCACUGCAAGAACUAUCAUUUUUCUGUUGUUCCUUUUUUAAGUUCAAUACAGUGCCACUUCAAAAAUUGUUUAUAUUUGUAGGCAGAGUUAUUAUAUUUUGAGAUCAAAUUCCAUAUUUAUUAAUGUUAAAAGUGUAGAAUUUAAACUGGCAAAUAUAAUCUUUGUUGUAAUUAGAGUUAUAGUAUAUUCUAUUGAUGAUUUUGUUUCAGAAUAUGUAUUCACAAUACAAGUGCAAAUAACAAUGAAAGAUCAAAAAAGAGAAUUUCACAUUAUGAAAAAAUGGCUUUUCGUGGAUUUUAAUUUUUGCAACAUGCAUCUUAAAACGUUUUAUUUCCUGCCUAUUUCACAAAGCUAUUUUCAGUGCAAUCUGCAGAAAAACGUUUAGUACGAAAAACUAAUAAUAAAUUGCUUUAAAAUGGUGUUUUAAAAGUAUAAAAUUAAUAUUUUUGACAAUAGCGGGGAACUAGGAAGUGUACUGUUUUGUAUCCAGUUACAUCUGCUUGAUGUAACAAAAAGACUUUUUCACCGAUGGUAGUUGCAGAUGGGAAUAUCCGGCUCGAGGGUAUCUGUUUUUGGCGGUAACGAGGCUCAGCCGAGUUACCGCUUAAACAGUUACCCGAGAGCCGGAUAUUUCAAUCCGGAUGAACCUACCACCAGUGACUGAAUCUUUUUCUUGCAUGCCAUAUUCAACAACUAAUAGUAAAAAUAAAUUCAAACAAAUGAUUUUCUCAAAGCACUUUUUUCUUAUAGUAACGUAUUAACAAAGAACGCGAACUUUACGUCCGUAAACAGGAAGUACGUCUUGACGAGACAAAGACGAAAACAACGUAAUAGUUCCGGUUUUGUUUUAUCAGUGAAACUUAUUACGUUCUUUCCGUAAAAUGAUGAGAAAUAUGUUAUACGGAACAAAAAGAAACUAUCAAGGUAUUUGAUUUUUAUCCCGUUUUACAUAAAACAUCAUUAUUACUACACAAUCCUUCUGUACAGAUGUAGCGCGAUAUACGUCAUUAUAGCACGAGAGUGUAAGAUGGAGUUUUCCAGCACCGGUGAAGUCACUAGAAAUCCCAGUCUGGUAUGCAAGAAAUAUCUUUCUUACGCGUAUUCUAAAGAUGUUUAGCAAAACUACUGUGAAUGCGGAUAUGGUACAAUUUUGAAUUCCCCAAGAGGAAAAAAAACCCACAUUUUUCUAUAGUUUUGAAUAAAAAAUGAAAACGACUAAACAGCAUUAAAAUUUAUAUCAGCACCGAAUACAGAUUGUUCACAUUAUGAGAUAUGACACGUAUCAAAAUGUCUUGAUAUCGAUUUUUUCAGAUCUUUUAAAUAGAAAAGCCAUAAAGACCUGUAAUUUGAUUUAGAAUGUCGUUAAAUCCAGUGACAAAAAUCAUAUAGUCGUGUCGCUUUAGUUUUGAUCUUUACCGUCAGAAACGUUAGUGUUAGCUGUAAUUUAAUAUUCUUUUAAAGAUGUUGGUGUCAAAUUAUAAAAUAUUUUUUCAAACGACGUCAUUUUGUUCAUUUUUUUGUGGAUGACGUCAGAUUGCGCGUGCAAUCUCGCAGAAAGGACCAUUCUUGAUAUUAUUACAACAAUGAUGUUUAUACCAAAAUAACCGCUUUUUUCCCAUACAAAUUAUAUAGUGAAUGUAAAUACUUGUAUAUAUAUAUUAAGAAUACGCAAACAUAUAUAUUUCUUUCCUUUUAUCGUUUUUCCAUAAGACAGGCAAUAGUUAGGUAGGCAAAGCUGAAGUAUCCAUAAUUUGAUUUUUUUUCAUGAAUAUAAUAGUACAGGAUUGUUUGAACUUCACUUGUGAUAUCAAUGAAUUAUUGACAGACUGUUGUAGCAACCGUUGUGUUUUGACGUAGGUAAACUAAUGCUUUUUUUUGAAACCGCGACUGAUAAAGAUCUAUUUUAGACAUGAAAUUGAAGUAAGAUUUAAAUAUAAAACAUUGUACAGUUUAAAUGGAAUACCAAUAACUACGCAAAAUGACCCUAUAUCAUAAUACGCAGAACAUGAACCAUCAUUUUUAUUAUUAAACGACACUCACAUAUUUCUUCGAAAGUACUACUUUAUUCUAUAUUUUGCCUAAUAAAGAAUAGAUUCACGAUAAAUUUACGCAAAUCAGAUGCGGUUACAAUGUUUUGAGAUUUGUCCCCGUAACUUGAACAUUGUACUGUUUUACAUAAUUUACAAUAAAAUGAUAUAAAAAGCAAAAUUAAAAUAGAAAAUUGUUUAUUUUCACAACGAUACAACGCAUUCUGUGUUAUUUUCAACGUUUUGUGAUAUUGUUUUAGUUAUACGUGCUAGAAGUAACUUUCUUUCACUUUGAAUGUACCCUAUAUUUUUCUCAAUUUCAUGUCAGAACGAUCUUAAUAUCAUAUCUUCUAAAAAAAAACUAGGCUUAAGGUACAGAUAUUCAAUCGAUAUUGUAAAGCUUAUCAAAAUCUGUUUUAAGUGUCCAAACGUUCAUGCAUACAUACGGUAUAUGUUUGUAAACAAUAAUCACUGUAAAAUUUGAGGACUUAAUGCUAUCAAAAUUUUACAGCAGAUAUACAGUUGAAAAGCGGACGAAAUUGUGCAUGAGGUACAAGUUCGAUCUCCACUCGUCCAACUAUAACGGCUAACAUUCUUUUAAAGGCACAGGCGUUUCAGGUUAACAAGUGCCUUCCACUUUUUUUUGUGUACAUCUGCAUUUAUUUUAUGACAAAUAUUUCCCAAUGAACAAUAAACAACUUUUGUAAUUUCA